Molecule: messenger RNA, 387 nt
Organism: Striga asiatica
Lineage: Eukaryota; Viridiplantae; Streptophyta; Magnoliopsida; Lamiales; Orobanchaceae
Source: the annotation of a GenBank genome assembly
AUGACGUAUCCACAUACAAAAAGAGCUACAAAUAUCUCUUGCAAAUCACCACAGAACAAAAACCCUAACCCAAAAAUAAAUGGGCCGAGACGCAGUGCUGGAACAGGGAAAUGCAGGAAUCGUAUGAAGAGUCACAGAACAGACAUAGCAACUGAGGGUUCGAGCCUUGUUCCUCCACGGCAUCGUCGUCGUCUUUCCACUCAUCCCAAUUGUGGUCCUCGAGCUCCUCUUCCGAGUCGGAAUCGGAUGUGUGUCGUAAUGCGCCUACUUGGGCGUCGUUUAGUUUAUCUUCGUCUUCUACAAGGUGAGUCGCCAUUGGCAAACGAUAGGUGCAGCUGGACGGGAAGUUUCUGGUCAGCGGAAUUUCUGUUUGCUCUUAAACCCUAA